AUGACUUCAUCAAGCAUUUUGUCAGAUGUGAAGAACAGCAUCUUGCAAAAGCUUGGGGUUUUUGGGAGCAAGUGGGUAAAAAAGCUAUUCUACAAGAUUCCCAUCGCAGUUGUCUCGACCGGUGUUAAGUAUGAUAUGUUUGUGCUAGCGGCUGAUGAAGAUAUUAGGGUUCUGUUUCAUUGUGUUAGAAGUUUUCCGAAGAUCAGAAUACACGAGUUGUUCGCGAAGUUGGAGGCUGGUGUCGAUAGUUCUGGGGCAUCAGCUCCAGUUCAUAGCUUGACUGCCGCGGGCGGUGCGUCUAGUUCGAUGCCUGCGGUUUUACCAUCGGUUCUGCAGACCGCAUCCCCGUCAUUCGCGGCUGAUUUAGAUCGAACGGAGGCAGUUGGUUCUGCACCGUUGGAGAAUCCAGGGGUUUGGCAGCAGGCAUUUGAGGUGGGCACCGGUGGUGGCAUGAUUCAUGAUGUUCAAGGCUUCGGAGAACCUGAUCGAGUAGAGAAUGCAAUGCGGGACGAUGACUCUGACCAGAAGCCUGUAGAUAUCAUUGAGGACAACGAUGAUGACACAGGUGCCAAUCCACAUACACAGCAUGGGCCUUCAAGUUCUGGCACACAACAGUACCGUCCACACUUCUCCACCCUAAACUUGGAGGCUCUGGGUCAACAGGCGGACGGUGGUGCUACAAUUGGGGGUUCUUCAACAAAAUUUCAGAUUAGGCAAUCAUUCCAGAAUAAAGAUGAAGCUGUGCUGAGUGUGAAGGACUAUAGCAUCCGUCGAGGUGUUGAGUACAGAGUCUUGGAAUCGGAUCAUCUGAAGUAUCAUGGAAAAUGCAAGGAGUUCGGCAAGGGUUAUAGUUGGUUGAUUCGCAUAUCGCUGCUAAUGACUGUUCAGCCUAGCCAAGUGAUACAAGCCCGCGGUCUCUAG
This is a messenger RNA of Arachis ipaensis, 921 nucleotides long. RefSeq lists its product as uncharacterized. The record is from RefSeq and is a predicted model, not a curated record. Lineage: Eukaryota; Viridiplantae; Streptophyta; Magnoliopsida; Fabales; Fabaceae.